Molecule: messenger RNA, 2714 nt
Organism: Molossus molossus (Pallas's mastiff bat)
Lineage: Eukaryota; Metazoa; Chordata; Mammalia; Chiroptera; Molossidae
Gene: YWHAG
Product: tyrosine 3-monooxygenase/tryptophan 5-monooxygenase activation protein gamma
Biological process (GO): signal transduction
Cellular component (GO): cytoplasm
Molecular function (GO): protein kinase C binding
Source: RefSeq, a predicted model, not a curated record
AUGGUGGAUCGCGAGCAGCUGGUGCAGAAAGCCCCCGAGCAGGCGGAGCGCUCCGACCACAUGGCCGCGGCCAUGAAGAACGUGACAGAGCUGAAUGAGCCACUGUCCAAUGAAGAAAGAAACCUUCUUUCUGUGGCCUACAAGAAUGUAGUUGGGGCACGCCGUUCUUCCUGGAGGGUCAUUAGUAGCAUUGAGCAGAAGACUUCUGCAGAUGGUAAUGAAAAGAAGAUAGAGAUGGUCCGUGCUUACCGUGAAAAAAUAGAGAAGGAGUUGGAAGCGGUAUGUCAGGAUGUGCUGAGUCUGCUGGAUAACUACCUGAUCAAGAAUUGCAGUGAGACCCAAUAUGAGAGCAAGGUGUUUUACCUGAAGAUGAAAGGGGACUAUUAUCGCUACCUGGCUGAAGUAGCUACUGGAGAGAAAAGGGCAACUGUUGUAGAAUCAUCUGAGAAGACCUAUAGCGAAGCCCAUGAGAUCAGCAAGGAGCAUAUGCAGCCUACUCACCCCAUUAGAUUAGGCCUGGCUCUUAACUACUCCGUUUUCUACUAUGAGAUCCAGAAUGCCCCAGAGCAAGCUUGCCACUUGGCCAAGACCGCCUUCGACGAUGCCAUUGCUGAGCUCGACACUCUCAAUGAGGACUCCUACAAGGACUCCACUCUCAUCAUGCAGCUUCUUCGCGACAACCUAACGCUCUGGACAAGCGAUCAGCAAGACGACGAUGGUGGAGAAGGCAACAAUUAAGGCCCCCCAGGUGGACUGGCAGCGCACGCUGAUGCUACUACUGCAGUCUUUAUUUUUUUCCCAUGAGUUUGGGGGUCGGGUGGGGGAGGGAAAAGGAGGGAUGACCUUCCUAGAGAGAAACCCAUGACCUGUCCUGUCUUUGAUCGCCUCUUUGACAUAUUUGCCAAAAUACCACUAGUGGAAGUCAGGCUAGCUGUGCUGGUAUUGGAAUAGCGGCCUCACACCGGCAUAUGGACUGUUCUGUAGAUUAAUGCAAGUGGAGCUGUCUGUCUUUAAUUUAACUUAUUGCUAGAUAAUAGGAUUUUAGGACAAAAAGAAAACUUCAGUGGAAUGGCCCUCAUUCAGUAAGUUCUGUGGUUCCAGUAAGGAUUUUUAUGUACAUAUGCUCUUGUCUUAAGUUUUGGGUAUUUUCUAUCUCAUUUGUUUUAGCUGUGCAUUUUUUUCAGGGUGUACUCUACCAGACAUGAAUAGUUUAAAUCCCAAACUGACAGACUUAGAACAUAAGGUAUAUUUAUCCUUAUGGUUUAGGCCUUGCUAGUUUUCUGAAGUCUCUGAUUAGUAGACAGUAUUAACACUAAAUUGCAGUUUACAGUAUUUCUACAUUACAGCCAUAUGUAACAUCAAGCCAUUGAUUGUGUAUUUUUCUUUGAUAGUUAUUUUGGCUUUACAUCCUUAUUCAGCCUUAUCCAGGUUGGUUAUCUCUCUCCUAGGCCAAAGGCUUGCCUGAGGAAUAUCAAUGCUACUUUAGGUUUUGGUUAAUAGGUGCUUGGCGGGUGGCUAUGGGAUUUUCGUCUUUCUUUCCUCUUAAAUCCACCACAAAAAUUAUUAAUCACUUUAAUAGAAAUGUUAAACACCACAAAAAUGGAGAAAAUUCAGGUCUGUAUGUCACUUAUUGCAUCGAUACUUUCAGAGAACUCCUGAUUUGUAAGCUGCCACAGCUCCUUCCUCAGGGAUUAUGCUGCCAUUUCACUCUUCACUUGAGUCUUCCCCACUGUACCUUAUGCUGACACCACUCAGUUGGGUUGUAGAAGCCGGGUGGUCAUUUUGAGAAAGUUCAUAGUGCAGUGUGUGAAAAUUCAGGUGCUAGAAGCUUACUGGUAGAAAAAUCCAAAAGGAAGAGCUCUAUUCAUAAACUUUGUCCCGGUUCUGGGAGCCUUGUAAAUGUGUCAGUUUUUCCUCCCUGAAAACACUCUUUCCCCAAUUAAUUGUUACAGGAAAACAAACUAAAAUCAUUAUCGGAUAAUAAAUAAAUCCUAUUUGACCAAAACUUUUUCUAUAUAUUUUUUUCUCUUCAAUAAAAGCAUAGAAAUCAGAGAUUCAUUUCGUGUGCAAUCAGUGCACGUUUUAGAAUGGAAGGAAACCACAUUGCUGUUUUCACAAAGUUGUUUUCAUUUAGCCUAGGUCCUUCAUUCUCAUUUAGGAUAAAUCUGUCUGAAAACAUGGUCUGUUGCAUGUGUGUUCAGCCUUUUUUAUAAGAUCAGUAACUGUGAACUCCCAAGAUAGAUAAUUACACCAGACUUGUUUUCUUUCUUUGUUUUAUUUAGGCAAGGAGAGGUAUCAGUAAUGAAUGAGGAAAACUGACACUUGCUUUUGCUAAAACCACAAUUGAGCUUACAAUUAUGAAAUGAAUACAUUUAAAGAGAUCCAGGUGACAGUAAAGAGAGAAUGGUGAUGAUACUCUAUAACAUUGCAGUUUAUCAGCAUGACUUUUCUUAGAAGGUCCCCUUCCUAUGCUAGAGUGAAAGUCCCCAACUAACCGUACCCUACCAGAACUAAUAGAAGAAAGCUCUACAGGGCCCUAAAGUCAAUGCCAUGGAUGGGAAAAGAUUUGGGGUGGGGGUAGGUUGGGUUUUCCUUAAUUUAUCUUCCAUGUCCAGUGAACAGUGUUGUGUCAUUGUAGCAUUUGGAAAUGAUUUACUGGAAUUACAAAACCCAUAUAUAUAUUUUUAAUUUCAGCUUUAGCUCUGGCUGCUUUU